AUGAAGCGGAAAAUCCGUGACGGUGACAAUGUCGAAGAAGACAUGAACGAAAAGGCGCGUCGUGCCCUUCGUAACGUAGUCAAGUCAGAUCGGGCAGAGCAGAAACAGCACGAACACAUGUCGACCUGUGGACUGCGAUUCGGGACGGAGUCCUGGGCAGGGAUGAAAACUAGUAACGAAGACCGAUAUGUAUCGUCCGUUGACGUCUUUCUCGGCCCAGUGUUUGGUAUCUUCGAUGGCCACGGCGGGACAUUUACAGCGGAGUUUUUGUCGCGGCAGUUGGUGAAGACCGCUGCUUCAGUGAUGAAACAGGUGAUCGGGGAGAAAGCGCUCGCUAGUUUACACUGUUCUCGAGAUCAGUCGGUGCAAGAAGAAGCCCGCAAGGACGCUCUGGAGAGACAAGCAACGAUCCUGCGCCAGCAAUUCGCAGAAGUAGAGACCAUGAGGUCCGAUACUAGCGUGCCAGAUGCUGAAAGCUCUGCUGACGGCUUACGCGUGCUAGCCGACCAGCUCUCGCAGGCUAUCGCGCAAAUGGAAAGCGAAACGAAGCAAAUCGAUGUGGAAGAAGCAGACCGCCGGAGAAGUAGGUGGCAGUGGUGCAGUAGACAGCACAGCUGCCUGUUGAAAUCGUUCAAGGAUUCGUUCAGGCGAGUGGAUGCGCAGAUCUUGCAAAAGAACCCGUCACGAGACGGAUCCACGGCUCUCUUGGUUUGGUUCUUAGCUGACUCGGCCAACUUCAAUGCCGACGAAACUGCGGCGACAAGCGAGGCGAACAACGAGCUGAGCUUUUACGCCGUGAACGUAGGUGACUGCCGAGCAGUCAUGUGCCGAGGUGGUCGAGGUGUGCCGCUCACGAGUGACCAUAAACCCGAUCGCCCGGAUGAAAAGCAGCGGAUUGAAAAGGCAGGUGGCUUUGUGGGCAAGAUUGCAGGCAUUUCUCGCGUGUACUCUGCAGCAGGAGCUGGGCUGUCCAUGCAUCGUGAAGUGUCGACACAUUUGGCCGUCUCACGUGCAUUUGGCGAUCAGUCGCUGAAACAUCCGACGCCGCUCGUGUCGUGUGAGCCAGAGGUGGCGCGAUUCCAAGUGCUCGCUGACGACUUGUUCCUCGUCUUAGCCUGCGAUGGCAUCUGGGACGUCAUGAGUGAGCAAGAUGUCGUUGAUAUCGCCCUGCCGCACUUUCACGAUGCAAAAGCUGCGGCAGACGCGAUCGUAAAGGCUGCCUACAAGAAAGGGAGCCUAGACAAUCUCACCGCCACGGUGGUCCAAUUCGCGUGGAAGACGGACGCUCAGCUACAGCAAGCGAUCGAUACCAGCAAAAAGGCCAAAGCAAGGGCUUGCACAGGUGACAAGGGCUUGACCUCUGCAGAUUCACUCGUUGGCAAUGGGUCAGACGACGAGAUCGACAUGUUCAACCUGUAA
Hyaloperonospora brassicae is the source of this 1419-nucleotide messenger RNA. The record is from the annotation of a GenBank genome assembly. Lineage: Eukaryota; Oomycota; Peronosporomycetes; Peronosporales; Peronosporaceae.